This is a messenger RNA of Austrofundulus limnaeus, 3290 nucleotides long. RefSeq names its product dapper 1-A. Gene Ontology annotation, cellular component: cytoplasm. The coding region runs from base 53 to 2005 and encodes 650 amino acids. Gene Ontology annotation, biological process: negative regulation of canonical Wnt signaling pathway. The record is from RefSeq and is a predicted model, not a curated record. NCBI's taxonomy places the organism in Eukaryota, Metazoa, Chordata, Actinopteri, Cyprinodontiformes, Rivulidae. The transcript is spliced from 4 exons.
UGAGUUUUUUUUUUUUUUUUGUACUUUUCCCCCCUUCCUUUCGGGGUGCGGGAUGCAGCGUGCGUUCUCGUUCCCAGCGACCGUGGAACGCAGUCGGACCAAGGAGCGCCUGGAGGCGAGUCUGGCCGGCCUAUGUGAGCUGGAGCUCCGCAGGCAGAGGCAGGAAUGUCUGGUGUUGGGCGCGCUGGCUCUGGGAGCCCCUCUGGCCCCGGAUGGCUCCAGAGGAGAGCUGGGGGGCUUCAGCAGCUGGAGCCAGGAAAACUUGACUCUGAGGCGUCAGCUGAGUGCUCUUCAGAGUUCUCCGUGGGGCUUGAUGCAGGCGUUGGAGCAGCAGGUGGAGGAGCUGAAGAUCGACCCCAGCGAUGGCUGCUGUGAUGGAGCUCAAGGAGACACCAGCGACAGUCGACCCAGCUCUGGAUUCUAUGAAUCGAGUGAGGGUCAGUCGCCCAGAGGAAAAUCUUCAUCUGCUGAGCCCACAAAAACCGUCGUUUCAUGCACUUACACCGAAAGGGCUAAGUCUUUAGGAGAUGCCCUCGUGCUGAAUGGAGAAUUCGAAGUGCCGGCUCUACGACCCUGUCUGCCCCGCUCUUUCUCGGCACCUCACCCGCCUCUAGAGGGGAUCAUUGAGGAGGGACCAGCAGUGGACUCCUGGCAAUGGGACCCCGCCUGGUAUCGACAGCCUGCAGCGGAUCAAGUCACCAAGGAGGACUUCCAGCAGGCUUUGAGGGUCGAGGGUUUCAUUCUGAGCCUCAUCCAGCGCCAUACCCAAUCACCCCGGCCAUGUCAGCCUCGCACCACCCUGACCCCUGACCCCCCAUACUGCGGUGCCUCUGGACACAGCUCCCAACACAGGCGAAGUCCUUCUAUGACCACAGAGCAACGCCUUCCCGACCCCCAUCAGGAUCAUGGUGACCUGUCAGCAAACCCCAAGAGCCAGGAAUGGGGUUGUGACCUGCCACAGGGGGACACUGAACAAGGAGAGGCCCCAUCUUUUGAAGAGGGCUGUUAUUUGGCCCUGCCCUACCCCCAGUCUGGGCCACACUGCCUGACUGGGAGACUGCCGUCACCUCUGCCCUCUUUGGAGCCAAACUGUGGCGUURGGACUCUUGACCUUUGCUGUGAAUCAUCGUCUCCUCAACAUUAUCUACAUCCACAAAACCCCACUUAUAUGCACAAUUUAGUAAGUGCCCAGUAUAUCCCUGGACAAGGUUGUCAUGCUCCUGUGCGCUCCCCCAGACAUUACAAACCAGAGCAGCCAAAGCUGAACCGGGCCGCCGCCUCUCCUGAUCAAACCAACUCCAAGUCSAAAGCACCUAAAAAAAGUCACAAUGACCGACAGAAAUCCAAGAAAGCCAGCAGUAAAACCAGUCGGUGCCAGUCUGAGAACAGCAUUCCGGGCCAGCGGGUGCUUCCUGAGAGGAGGUACAGCACAACAGAACGCCGCCCGAGCCGAACCAAUCCUGCUCCUAACCAAGGGCAGGCAGCUGGAUCCCACGCCGGCAACAAGGGUCACAACGGGAGCCGACGUUGGUGCUCUAACCUGGAGCUCAGCCAGGAUGAAGGCGAGAUGCCCCCAGCCGUGCAGGCGCACAGACGACCACCCAAAAAGGCUCGCCACGGUCCCACCUGCUCCCAGUCCCAUCCCCAGCCUCAGCACUCGCAGCGCUGGCACCAGGACUCGCCGGGGAGAGCGCCUCUCUGCCAGGUGGAGCAGGGCUACGCCGGCGCCGCCCCCGCCGAGUCCGAGUCCAGCAUGAGCGAGGUGUACUCACCGCCCUCCAGCUCCCUGUCCAGUGACUCCGACGAGAGCGGGGGGCUGGUGUGGCCCCAGCAGCUGCCGCCUCGCCUCGCCUCGACCUCGUCUUCGUCGUCUCCCUCGCCGCAGGCCUCUACGAACACCUCGGCUCAGCCCAAAGCCUUCGUCAAGAUCAAAGCCUCCCACGCUCUCAAAAAGAAAAUUCUCCGAUUCCGCUCGGGGUCUCUUAAAGUCAUGACUACAGUAUGAGAAACUGCCCUAACCUGUUUCAAAACCCACUGCUUUCCACUUUUUAAUAAGACGUGUCUAAACGCAGCAUAAAAGUUAUUUCAGUUAGCCACUAAUCAAAUGCUUUCUUCACAGUGCACCUACCUCUACCUACAAUAUGUAUUUUAUUGAGAUCUGCUUCCAGCAUAUUUAAAAAUGUAGCUGGAGUUUGUACGUUUUUUGAGUACGUUUCCUUUACUCCUACCACUUUUACACUUUAGACAAAUGGACGUCAUCCUGAUCUGAUGAAUGAUGAUCCUCGCAAAGCUACACGGUGCUCACAUGGUACGCAAAGCAGACGAGACUGAAUUUAAUUACAGUUUAUGUUUAUUGCUUUUUAAGGUAUGAAAAUAUAGUUUUGGGAGUUGAUUGAUCACAAAGACGGUAAUUUAAAACAUUAUGCCACUGUUACUAUUUUAACUAAAUGUUUUAGGUUCUGAAAGUAAGGUACAAAUGCCCUUUUUUUUACAAAAUGACAGGUUAUAUUGAUGUGAUGAGUGUUUUACCUGGAGACACUGCUAAGAUUAAUUCCUUAAAGGGGACAUAUCCUUUUAAAGUCUUCUUUUUCACAUUUUAAUCAUUCAAUUGGGAUUUACAGUAUAUAAAGUGGAACUUUGGACUAAAUUUCUCAUUAUUGUAGCUCUGCAAGCUCCUGUUUCACCAGUAAAAACUGGUUUAAGCUCGGUUUGUAUGUGAGUCAUGGGAUCGGUGAUUGCCUMAUUUUGGACGUCUUUUAAACAGGCUGAAGACGUGUGGGGGAUCAAUCAUCUUUAUCUUCCUCUGAUUYCCCAAUACUUGUUUUAUUCUUGUUAACAUCAGCUGCAUGUUCAUUACGGUCAAUAGAGYGCACAAGACCUGCGACUUGAAGUAUAAACCAGCGUUUAACAAGAAAAGAAAAAGGUUUUCCUCCUCCGACUUUUCGCCCAGCACAACACUGAUUCAUUGUUGAGUGAGAAAAACUCUAUCCUGCUGUCUGUUAUGCUUGGCUCUGCUCUGUGCUACAUUCAGAGUCCUGUCGGAGGGCCGAGGGAGAAAAUAUGAAAAUUGAUCCCUUGCUGCAUCUUAUGCCCGUUAAUACUCAGAAAUCAGGAAAAGAUGUAUUGCAUUGGUGCAGUUUACACCCUGCCCCCCUCAACCCCAUUCGGUCCACUUUGUAGUUCGAUAGCAAAGGUACAAUUAUCUAGAGCAGGGGCGCCCAAACAUUUUUGCUGAGAGGGCCAAAGUUAAAAAACAUUUUUUCCUGAGAGGGCCAAAAUUAAAAUCAAUC